This is a messenger RNA of Paramuricea clavata, 4967 nucleotides long. NCBI's taxonomy places the organism in Eukaryota, Metazoa, Cnidaria, Anthozoa, Malacalcyonacea, Plexauridae. The record is from the annotation of a GenBank genome assembly.
AUGUUCUGCUCUCAUUGUGGUAAAUCUAAUCUCACUGAUGCAAAUUAUUGCCACAAGUGUGGUAGUAAAAUAACUGGAAACAAAGUAAACAUCCCUGAUGGCGAAACCAUUAGCAAACGUGCAAGUACGAGUUCUGCAACUGGGAAUACUUCAACACCGCCAACUACUUUUGCCCAAUUUCGUGCACGCAAAGAGGAUGAUCGGAACAAACAUUUCAAGAAAAAAGAUGGGAAAAGAGUGAAACUCGACGGGAAAUCCGUAGAGUCUUCAGAGGUUAAAAUCAAUAUCGGAAUUAUGAUAUUAAAAGAUGAAGCUCUCAUCGUAAAAAGGGGUUUCACUCUUCCACUCACCGUACCAGCAACGAUAACAUACGACGAUCUGUUAACUAAGGCAGUCGAGAAACAUCACCGAUUUAAUAAAGGUGUCAUUAAACACGAUAAGACAAUGUUCUAUUAUCUUCUUUAUGGCGAUAAGAGUAAAGCGACCAAUUUACCUGGUUGCAAUGAGCCUUUUACACUUAAAAGGUAUAAAGAAGAAAUAGAUAAAGCAUACACCAGGAUAACCUUGUAUUUGUGCCCGUGUUCAGACCACAUCGCCAGCGUCUGGAAUGAAUUCGACUGUAAUUGUGACACUGAUGGAUCAGACACAUCCGAGUUGCAGUCACAGCAGCCAACAUUGGCAGUUGAGCCUGAGCCAACAUUGGCAAUUGAGCCAGAGCCAACAUUGGCAAUUGAGCCAGAGCCAACAUUGGCAAUUGAGCCAGAACAGCCACCAACAACAAUUGAGUAUCAAUGCCCAAUUUGUUUUUUACGAUUUCCCAUACAGCAAAUUGAAGAACAUGCAGAUAACUGUUCAGAAUGGCUUGCAGAAUCCGAGGAACCUGUAGAAUUAAUUGAAAGUAGUGGAUCUGAUGUUGAAGAACUGAAAGAUCCUGAGCCUGAUGUGUCACAGCACAAGAAAUUACUAAAAGAGCAGAUUGUAAGGUGUGCUAAAGAUUUGUCAACUGAAGUGAAACGUGUAACUGUGCGAAGAAAAUUUAUUUGGGAAGACUUUAAAAAUGCCAGGAAAAGCAAAAUCCAGCCACUUUCCAAUUUAAAAGUUGUUUUUGCUGGAGAACCAUGCAUUGAUGAUGGUGGGCCAAAGCGAGAAUUGUUCUCUGGUAGGGAAACUAAAUAGUUAUGAGAUAAUGCACGUAAUGAUUUACUUUCGUUUAAUAUUCUUGCCUUGUGCCAUAGCCUCGUUAGCAUAUAGACUGGGGAGGGGCAAAUGUCCCUGUCCCUUGGUAAACUAUAUUGCACCCACCCCUAGUGAAUGCCAUUUUUGUAAAGAAUGUAAGGGAAGAAUAGUUAAAACUUAGGCCUGUUUUAUAAGUCGAAUUUUGGUUGCGUUGAAUAAAUAUAAGGCAAUAGAUAAUGAGAUGAUAAACCUCAUUAAGGUUCAUUAUAUAUUGUUUCAAUUGCUUUCGACACAAUCAAAAUUCGUUGUAUAAAACAGGCCUUAGUUGAAAAAAGUGUGUUAGUACUUCCAUAAUCAAACCUGGGUACAUUGUUUUCACAUAGAUUUGCAAAGUAUAUGGUGCAUACCCCAGUAAACAAUUUGCACUGAGAAUAAUCAGAGGUUAAAAAAUUAAUGUCCAAUUACAAGCAAAUAAAAUACUACCUACUUUUGCAGGUAUCCACCUCUCAAAAAUGUUUGGCCUGUUUUGGUAGAUUUUGCUUACUUUUCAAAUGACAUUUCACUCAGAUUGUGUGCUAGAGCCCAAUACUGCGAGACUGUGGAUAUUAAUUUAUACUGUGGAUUUUAGACUGUACAUAAACUGUAGCAUUUACAAUAUAUCCUGCCCAUUAUUUGCAAAACAGCAUGGUUGCAGGGAUUGAUUUGACCAGUCCCAGAAGAUCAGCUGGUUUGGUUUCCAGGGACAAUUGUAAGGCUAAUUUCUUGUUGGAAAACUCCUGAAGAUGCUGCAAAUAGCUUAUCUGAGCUUCAAGAAAUCCAAAAUUUUCUGGGGGGCAUGCCCAGACCCUCUAAAGGUUCACACCUUCGGUUAUCGACUCGUUUGUCUCAAAAUCCUAUUUAUAGCCUGAUUUGCUGUCCCAUGACAUAUACUUAUUAGUUAAACCAUGCAUAUAUAUAUAUAUAUAUGUAUAUAUAUAUAUAUAUAUAUAUAUAUAUAUAUAUAUAUAUAUAUAUAUAUAUAUAUAUAUAUAUAUAUAUAUAUAUAUAUAUAUAUAUAUGCUGGUAUCUGCAGUGAUGCAGGCCGAUACAGACUUGCCGACUGGAACUUCUCCAGGUCCCCCGCUAAAUAUGUCUUCUCAGUCCAGUUACACAUACUUAAAAGAGACCCUGAACCAAAUGUUAUACGUCAUAGCAAUAUGUAUUAUUAAAAGCAAUGCAUGAAGCUAGAAAAUUCAACGUUUACGGCUAUAAUUAAAGAAUCUACAUAGUAUAAGCUAUUGAAAAAAAAAACAAUGUUGCGAAAGAGAGAGUGGCAAAAAAAAUCGUACAUGGUGAUGGGAUAGGAAAAAAAAUAUCUUGCACGUAAUGAUCGCAGAAAAAAAUUCCCUGCCGGCAGUAAAUCACCCUUCCCCCUCAAAUGUUAAAUAGUCGGCCCCUAAUACAUUACAUUACAUGCAUAUGUACACUGUACAACAUGCAAUUUACUGGUUUCUCUCAACAGAAUUGUUGACAGUCAUGCAACGUACAUACUUCACCAACGGGUAUCCUGUGCUGUCAACUAUGGCUAUAAAUAGUGGAGAAUUCAAAUUGUGUGGAGAAAUAAUGGGGAUGUCUGUUAUGCAAGGUGGUCCUGCACCUCACUUUUUAUCUUCACCAAUAGUUGCACACAUUGUUGGCAUGCCACUUUCAACAGACGGAAACAAAAAUCAUAAGUACAAAUCAGCUUGUGAAAGUGUAAGUAUGGUUAAUUAAAUUUGUGUUAGAGGCUUUAUAACCAUCAAUUUCACUGAGUUUAAGUAAAUAACUUUUACUUUGUUCCUGGCCAAAAUGGCAAAUGUAAUUUUACAAUGGGCACAAUUUUACAAUGCUGACUAUCCAGCCAACGUCAUUUGUUCAUGGUAUGCAAACAUAUUUUUCUGCAUAUGCCUAAUUAGUUUUUGAAAAUUCACAUAGUGCCAAAAAUCAUUGCUUCAUUGUCCAGUUAUAAGUGGGUUACUUACUGCUUUAACAAACAAAGUUUUAUUAAACAAUUGUUGGAGUAGGUUUUUGUGAUAUGCAGUACAAAUUAUAAAAGGUCAAGAUAAGUGCCAACUGCCAAGCCGAAAGGGAACUUGAUAACACACCUACAGUACCGACACCUUUCAAAAUAUUAUUGGGUAUCAUAAAAACGAAUUCUAUAAUUGUUUUAAACAUUUCAAGGAAAAAAUAGACAAAGUCACAUAUAGAAUGUUUCGUCAGCAUACUUUAUAUUUAAUUACUGUAGUUUUGUGAUCUCAAAGUCUUCCAACAAGCAGUUUAACCCACUAAGUGCCAGUGCUCUCCCCUUCACGAUUAAAAUUGUCUGAUGUUAUAUUUAGCUCAGUCUUACUUAAUUAAUAGCCAAUCAAAACAAAUGUAUCGACUGUACAAUAUGUAAUAGAGGUUUUUAUUUGUUUCCUUUUUACUCUCCCUUUUUUAUCCACAUGACAUGGAUCUAAUAUUACAUCUAAUGCAGUACAAAAUCGCGUCAUGAGGGACACAUUAGACUGUGAACAUUUUCCACUCAUAAACUGAAUUGUGAUAACAGAAUUUGCACUAAGAAAAACAUGAAUUUUAUUUAUAAAUGUGUGAAAUUAAAAAAAUAAAUAUUUCUUGGAGAUGUAGCAAAUCACAAAUGCACACAUAAAUGAAUAUUGCUUACAUAAAUUUAGUUAUCCACAGCAUCAACCGAUGAACAAGUGAAACAACUCCUCACUAGUGAUGCCAUCUUAGACAUACUGGAUGAAAUCGGUUACAGAGGAAUUCCGCAGAGGGAAACCUUAUCUACUGUGGAUGUCAUUGUGCAGUAAGUGAAUAGAAAAGAAUGGAGUUUUACUUUCAAAUUGUUUAUAGGAAUUAUAUUCUUAAGCGGACUAAUUUGACUACUCUUGUUUGUAGGGCAAUUUGUAUCAAGGAUCAGUUGAGUGAAUUUCUACCAGCACUCCUCCAAAUUGCACACGGUUUAGAAGGAUGUGGAUUGUUGGAAGUUAUCAGAAGAGCUCCUAUUAUUUGGAAACCAGUAUUCGGUAAUGGUAAUUCAUUUCAGAUUACCGCUGAUGAAUUUCUAGAGCAACUGGAUGCAGAAUACUGUGAUUCACAAAUAAAAAAGGAUGCUGAGAUAGAUACCUUCAAGUUUUUUUGUGACGCAAUUCAGAAUAUUGAUGGAGGUUGGUAGCUUAUAAAUGAUUGUGAUAAUUUUCGAUAAGUAAAUUUUCGAAUGGAAUAUUGUGGCAUCACGGGACUUGAUUCAGUAAUGAAAAAUAUGAUAUUUUCUUACCUGAAAUACAUAUGGUUUGUGGUUGCACAGCUUUUUGGUCAAUUAGAAUGGGUUUUGUUUGCUUUAUUUUUUUAUGCUUGAUUCAAGUUACAAUUAAUUUAAUUGCUCAUGGUCAUGAUGCCCAUGGCAAAGAAAUUGGCGAAGAAAGCUCUAGCCAACUCUGGUGACGUGGCUCCCAACUUUUUUGAAUAUUCAAACAGGCCUUUGAUAUACACAUUAAUAUUGGCUUUCCAAACUCAUUUCAGGUACAGCAAAUGUGCAGCUGCGAGAUUUUAUCAAGUGGCUUACAGGAACAUACACCACACCCCCACUUGGCUUCCCCAAAAGGUUUUCAAUCAAAUUUGUUCAUGGUUGUCCUGCAGAUUGUGCGUGCAGACCAACAGCCUCGACAUGUGCAAUAAGUAUGAAUAUUCCGGUUCAUAUCAACAACGAAAGUAUUAUGAAUGAGAUGAUUGCAUCUGCUGUUCAAGAAUCACAUGGCUUUGGACUGAUCUAG